UCUCACUAAAUAUUGACUUAGGAAAAUAUCAAAGCUUCUUGCUUUGCUCCUGUAUUGUAUGAAAAGUUCUUUAUUUUUGUACUGCUGGUAUUUUUGUGUUAUCCACCUCUCUCUUUCCCACCUUCAUGUUAUUUUCUCCAUGAGCCACAUGCUGAAUGCAGCCAAGAGAGUGGGUAGGUGACCUGUGCCAAAGCGACUGCCAGUGCAGCUCUGAGCUGGCCAAUCAGAGGCAAUCAUCAGCCAACUGUUUCUCUAUGUCCCAGAAGCUGGAUGGCAUCUCAACAGAGGCAAGGUUCGAAUGCAAAGGAUGGAGCGCCAUCAGCCAAAAAAUGCAGGAAGCUUUUGCCCAGUUUGAAGACGAAGAAACCCCAGGACUUGGUGUUGGUGAUUGGAACCGGUGUGAGCGCUGCUGUAGCACCACAGGUCCCCGCACUCAAAUCCUGGAAAGGACUCAUUCAGGCUUUGCUAGAUGCUGCUAAUGACUUUGACCUCCUUGAGGAGGAGGAGAACAAAAGAUUCCAAAAAUCCCUCCAUGAAGAUAAGAAUCUUGUGCAUGUGGCACAUGACUUGAUACAGAAACUUUCACCACGCACUAGCAAUGUUCGAUCAACCUUCUUCAAGGACUGUUUGUAUGAGGUUUUCGAUGACCUCGAAUCCAAGAUGGAUGAUGUUGGGAAGCACCUUUUGCAAUCAGUCCUGAAGCUGAUGGAAAAUGGAACCCUGGUUUUAACCACCAACUUUGACAAUCUUGUUGAAAUCUACGGAGCUCACCAAGGAACGCAAUUAGAGUCCUUAGACCUCACGGAUGAGAAAAAGGUACUUGAAUGGGCACAGGAGAAAAGAAGAUUGAGUGUGUUACACAUCCAUGGCGUUUACACUAACCCUAGUGGGAUUGUUCUACAUCCUUUGGGCUACCAGAAUGUGUUGCGUAAUACAGAAGUAAUGAGGGAAAUUCAGAAGCUGUAUGAAACUAAGGCCUUCGUCUUCCUCGGCUGUGGUCGGACAGUUGAGGACACGACGUUCCAGUCGCUCUUCCUGGAAGCAGUGAGGAACAAGUCUGACUUGGAACACUUCAUGCUGGUGCGCAGGGAUGAUGUGGAUGAGUUUAAAAAGCUUCGUGAAAACAUGCUGGAUAAAGGGAUUAAAGUGAUCUCUUAUGGGGAUCAUUACUACGAUCUGCCAGAAUACCUUGAACGGUUAACCAACACCAUCUGUUCAUUAGGUAGGCAAGGAACAUCCAAUGUUGACAAUGUAUUCAAGAAUGGCCCUUUUACAGUGAAUAGCCAAGGCCAGAGAAUGGAAACAGAUGAUGAGAUAAAGCUGGGGAGAUGAGUUCUUGCCUUUCAUAAGACUGACUGUUGAAAUAUAGGCCAGACAUGGAUGAGAAUGGUACAGGGGGAUGUACAAUAACUGACAGCCACUGAGGAGGCCAAAACUUGGUACCAGCACUGACAGUGAAAGCACAUGUUGAAAGGAAUGUCUCACCUCGCUGUAUUUGCAAACACUCCAUUUUCUUCACUUCUAAGUCAAACUUCAGUUUUUAAAGUCGCCGAUCUCGCCUUUGGUUUUUUUGCUCUUUAAAGUGAGCUGGAUCUUAUAGACUUCAACUGAGUUCUUCUCCCAUACUUGUCGACUCGUGCAAUUGUACAGUCCCAGUUUGAUGUAGAAAUUUUGUACUGUUAAUGACUGACUUCUGUACAGAUUAUUUUAUCAUUAAAAAUGAUUAAUGAUA
Carcharodon carcharias (great white shark) is the source of this 1732-nucleotide messenger RNA. It is a transcript of the gene siral1, whose product is annotated as family with sequence similarity 118 member B. The record is from RefSeq and is a predicted model, not a curated record. Lineage: Eukaryota; Metazoa; Chordata; Chondrichthyes; Lamniformes; Lamnidae. The coding region runs from base 271 to 1332 and encodes 353 amino acids. The transcript has 8 exons.